Salarias fasciatus (jewelled blenny) is the source of this 3661-nucleotide messenger RNA. RefSeq lists its product as uncharacterized. NCBI's taxonomy places the organism in Eukaryota, Metazoa, Chordata, Actinopteri, Blenniiformes, Blenniidae. The record is from RefSeq and is a predicted model, not a curated record. Gene Ontology annotation, molecular function: GTP binding. Bases 137 to 1693 code for a protein of 518 amino acids. The transcript has 3 exons.
UUUGCUUUGCGUUCCACCUGAACGCUUGUCACCAGGAAGCGCCCUCACCCUCCAUAUAGUGGCCGUUUCAGAAGCAGAGAAUCCAGUUUGGUGGUUUUCCUCGUCGGGCUCGAGCGUCGGAGCAGACCGGAGCAACAUGUCCCACGACAGCGCAGCCAGCUCCAGGGAGCUGAUGGUGGUCCUCUCCGCGGUGGAGCCGUGGUCCGCUCUGCGGUCCCUGCUGCAGGACGGCGGGACAGACCCGGGCCGGCAGCUCGCCGUCACCUCGCUGGGAUCGGACCAGCGGUGUGAUCUGAGUUUCGAGGGCCGCUCCAUCAGCCUGCGCCGGGCAGAGCUGCGCCCGGACGUGCCGGUGGAAGACUUCGGCCGGGCGCUCCACGGCUGCUUGGGGUCCCGCCCGGACGGGAUCGGUGUGUUCCUGCUGCUGAUCCGGGGCGGAGCGUACACCCAGACGGAGAGCAGGGUCCUGGAGGCCCUGCAGACGUGCUGCGGAGCCGAGGCGCUCAGACGCCUGGUCGUCCUGUCGGUGGAGGACGCUCAGGUCGUGGACCAGCUGGACGACGACCUGCUGGAUCUGAUCAGAGCGUGCGACGGCCGAUACUGCAGAGUGGCGCCGCCCGCCGUGGUCGACGGACUGCGCGCGCUCGUCCGGACGGUCGACGACAUGGCGAGGGAGAACGGCUCCGGCGGCUACACCGAAUCCAUGCUCAGCGCGGCCAAGCGGCGGAGCGGCGAAGACCAGGCCGUGGAGAUCCUGAGACAGAAGCUGGAACAGGCGCGGGAGAGCGAGCGCGCCUUCAGACAGCUGGCCGAGCAGCGGGAGGCCCGCAGAGCCAGGGACGUGCAGGAGCUGAAGGCCAAGCAGGCCGACGAGAGGCGGAGGGACGAGGCCGACAGGAAGGAGCACGAGAGCCGGAGGCAGAGCCUGGAGGAGGCCUUCCACAGCCUCACCGUGCAGCUGCAGAGGACGCCCCCUGCUGAUGAGGAGUCCCAGAAGACGUCGGUGGUCCUGCUGGGUCUCUCCGGCAGCGGGAAGUCUUCCGCUCUGGACCUCCUCCUGCAGCGGGCGGGGGGUCGGUACUGGGCGGCGGGCCCGGCCCCGGACGGGGCCCCUCCCACGGCGCGCUGCCAGAGGAAGGAGGUGUGCGCGGCGGGGCGGCGGCUCAUCCUGGUGGACACUCCGGAGCUGUGGGACGAGGACGGGGUGGAGGACGUGGAGCUGGUGAAGGACUGCCUGGCGCUGGCCCUGCCCGGCCCGCACGUCUUCCUGCUGGUGCUGCAGGUGGGCCGCUUCACGCAGGGCGAGAGCGACAUGCUGGGUCACCUGCAGAGGCUCUUCGGACGGGAGUUCGCCGAGCACGCCGUCGUCCUCUUCGUCCAGGCCGAAGGCGGCCGGCACAGACCGCGGUGGAUCGACGACUACGUGGCCGGGGCUCAUCCGGCGCUGCGGGAUCUCGUCCGGAAGUGCGGCAGCCGCUAUUACGAGCUGAAUGUUUCAAAGUCCCACAAUGCUUUGAGCUAUCCUCAGGUGAAAGAUCUGCUUCUGGGAAUCAACAAGCUGGUGGCCGCUCAUGGAGGAAACCCCUACACCACCAGGAGGUUUCCUCCCCAGGAGUUGAAGGAACGGAGCAAAGAGAUCGAAGAGAGGAAGGAGGGAGGAAUGGAAGGAAACUCUUUACUGAGAGAUGCUUAAUCUGUUCCUCAAUCUCUGACAAAAACCUGUAUGAUGGGAUUUAAUUUCAAAAAUCAGUACAAAUCUAACCAGAAUUCAGCCCGAAUGAUUCAAGUCAAGUCAACUUCUUUGUGUCCUUAAAGACACGCUGCUACUGUAAGAUUAAUGCUCCACUCACAGCCUUCUGAUUAGCAUCUUGGUCCAAAUGUAAAGCGACGGUGAUCAUGAGACGAGGUUGACCUUAAGAGUUUAAUAUUCUGUAGACCUGAUCAUGUUUUCAUGGAGACAGAAAUGUUUCAGGUGUUUAACAGAGAAAAUUACCCCAAAAACCUCACAUCUGUCAAAACGGGUGUGAUGACGAGGGACGGAAGACAUAGAUAAGCUGCAUUUGUUUUCCCAUGUACAGAUGUAGCUGCACUGUCGGUUAAAUUCAGUCAGUCGAACCCGGCAGUAAUGGAAGUUACUCUGCAGUACUGUAGCAGCGUCCUGUGGUCACACACUGACAUCUAGUGGUCACAGAUGGUAAGUACUGCUAGAUUUUAAUACCUUUAAGUUUUCCAUCCAGUCUGUCACCCUGGGCCGGUUCCUGCCUCAGAUCUCCGGCCUCCUCGGUUUCUUCCUCCUGCUCCUCCCCGAACGCAGACAGCACUUCCUGCUGAGGCUUCAUGGGACUUUGAGAAGCAGCAUUUUAAAGAAACGUCAGUUUACUGUGAUGUUCGAACCGUCUCCGUCAAAUGUCUGCGCAUCACAUCUGCAUGUUCGGCUGGUUUCUGAAGCCUUCAUGCUGCUGGAAUGAAAACUCAGAGAAACACCGAAGCUAAAAAUACAAAUAAACCAGCUUCAGCAGAUAAAUACAAACCUCUUAUAUUUGACAGUCGCUUCAAGUGUUUGACUCACAGAAAACCCUGUCCCAAUCAGACAUAUUACCGACCUACACUGAAAAGAUAAGCAUGCAUGUUUGGGGUAGAAGAGACUUGAACCAGUUCAUUUAACAGGUGUGUAAUAAAUAAUACCUCUUCACUGACUCUUUAUGCUUCAUUUUAGAUAUUGAUUAAACUACAUGGCAGUUCAGGUUUCUUCAUUUGGACUCAACUACUUCACAAAGUUCAAAACUUUAGAACUAAACUGAUCUUUAAAAACAUCCAAUCACUGUAGAUCCAGAGGAACCAUGCUCUUUAUAUUUUACUAAAACAACUCAAUCAAUGCAUAGUUUUUUUAUAUUUUGGUGUUGGGGAUUUUCCAAACUGAGCUAAUCAGCUGAGAACAUCGAGGGGUAUUUUUCUUUCUUUUUUUUUAACCUUUCUUCUCUUCAUGAUUCAGAUGCUCACUGUGUUCAGCUGAACUCCGUCGGUAUGAAGACUGACAGGUUUUCAGAUUUGUUUCACUGAUUUCUCACUUUAUUGGUCAAUAACCCUGUGAAGGAACACAGUGAUAAGAAGGGACGGUUCCUGAAUCAAAACAUGUCAGAUUGACGCUGUAAUGACUUAAGAUUGAAGAGUUAUGGUUGUUUUUUAUGAUUCUUUGUGAGUCUGUUCCACGUUUGCAGAGUGUAUGAAGGGAGAACACGAAGAAGACAUCCCAUCAGAACCAGCUGGAUUUGAAUGAAUUUAGUGAUAAACGAUGUAAAAUGUGUUUGUUUACCUGGAUUAAUGUGUGUCUGCCAUGUCAAGAGAGAGAGUAAACAAUAACAGACACGCAAACAGCUUGAUGAAUCAUCCUCAGUGACUCAGCCGAGGCUGAUUCUCCAGAUAUCACCAGAUCUGCUUUUGGAUCAAUUAUAAGAAUCAAUAUUCUGAAAUGAUCCUGCUGGUUUGGUCCCGUUUCCCGUCUUCUACAUGAUGCUGAAACAGCUGCCUGCUAACAGAAGUCAAAUAAAGAACGACAAUUAAUAAUGUUUGCCUCGGCUUCUUUUUAAUAGUCAGAACUGAAAGAAAGGAGAGAAAGAAAUAAAACACUAAAACAGCACAGAGGGAUUUUUUUUGUACAUUU